GUUUCUGUUGAUGUGUCGUGAUUCUCUAAUCUAAAAUAUCAAUAUUUUUAACAUAAAUGUGAGAAAAACAGUCAAUUUUAUUAAUAUUCUGGAAUUUAUUUAUUGCAUAAUUUAUUAUAUUUUAUAAGAAUUCAGAUUAUGACCGACAGAAACAUGGAAUCAAGCAGCUCUAGUUACAUGGGAAGUCAAAAUGAACACAUAAAGAGUAUAAUUCACAUUGAUGUUGACUGCUUUUAUGCUCAAGUAGAAAUGAUACGAAAUCCAGAAUUGCGGUCUCAACCCUUGGGAAUUCAACAGAAAAAUAUAGUUGUGACCAGUAAUUACGAAGCGCGAAAGUUCGGCAUUCAGAAGUGUAUGCUUGUUUGUGAUGCUUUGAAAGCGUGUCCGAAUUUAAAACUAGUUAAUGGUGAGGAUUUACGUGAGUAUAGAACAGCGUCCAGUAAAAUUUUUAUGGUUCUACAGAGUUGGAAAUGCCCCGUUGAGAAACUAGGAUUAGAUGAGAAUUAUAUUGAUGUCACAAAUUUAGUCAAAGAAAGAUUAAAAAACACAAGCAACAGCAUCACAAUAUCAGGUCAUAUUUACAAUGAACCGAGUGUAGAGUGCACUUGUGGUUGCCAUACAAGAUUAAAAUUAGCAUCCCAAAUUGCCAAUGAAAUGAGAUACAAAAUAUAUGAUGAAUUAGGUUUUACAACUUGUGCGGGGAUCGCUCACAACAAACUAUUGGCCAAACUUGUAUGUCCUCUUCACAAGCCUAAUGACCAAACUACAAUCUUCCCCGAAGAUGGUGUUAAUUUUAUGUCUAAUUUACAAAGUGUCCGUUCUAUACCGAGUAUUGGUUUGAAAACCACAGAAGCUCUCAUUUCACAAAAAAUUAUUACAGUCAGUGACCUGCAACAGGUAUCUAUGGAAUUGUUGAAAAAACACUUUAGCGCAGACAUGGCUGUCAGACUGAAGACUUUAAGUUUAGGUGAAGAUAAUACUCCAGUGAAACAAACGGGCAGGCCUCAAAGUAUAGGUUUAGAAGAUAGCUUUAAAACAGUUAGUGUUAAGAGUGAAGUGGAAGAAAAAUUUGCUGCAUUGCUCCAGAGGUUACUUAUUUUAGUUAGAGAAGAUGGACGCAUUCCAGUUUCAUUGAGGGUUACACUUAGAAAGAAAGAUGUCAAGAGAUUGAGUAGCCACAGGGAGUCCCGGCAGUGUCAAGUGUCACCCUCAAUAUUCACAAUUAACAAUGGUGCCCUUACUGUCACAGAAGCCGGACAGCAGAAGCUAAUGAGUACAAUUAUGAGAUUAUUCACAAAAUUAAUUGAUCUCUCUAAACCAUUCCAUUUAACUCUUGUGGGACUGGCAUUUACAAAAUUUCAAGAGAGAAUGACCGGUAGAAGUUCCAUUGUUAAUUAUUUGAUGAAUGAUAUAUCAGUACAAUCAGUUUUAAACAUUCAAAAUGACUGUGACACCUCAACAUCAAUGGAUUAUUCAGCAGUGUCUCCCAGUAGUAGCACUACCACCGACUUAUCUGAUGCAGAAGUUGAGCCUUCACCAAAAAAACCUAAAAAGGUAACAUGGAUUGCAAAACGAAGAUGUUUGUCAAAAGAAGAAAUUGCAUCUCCGAGUAAACUAAAAGUUGGUGAGCUUCGUUUGAAUUCAAAGGAAUUGGAGAAAGUCUCUGAGCUAAGAUUGAACUCACGAGACAGGUCACUGACCCCACGAGCCAGUCCAGCUAGAGAUAUGUCAGAUAAUUCUGAGGCAAUGAAAGAUGUCGCUGAAGGUGGAAACUGUGGGGACUGCCCCAGUUAUGUUGAUAAAGAAGUGUUCAAUGCCCUUCCGGAAGACAUGCAGCAUGAGUUGAAAGCUAUGUGGAAAAAUCCCUCCAAUUCAGAGUUGCCCAGAAGUAGUCCAAGAAACAUGAACAAAUCAAAAUCGAACACUCUGUUGAAAUACUUUGUUCCAAACAAAUAGUAUUAGUAAGAUUUUAUCUUGUUAAUUAUUUAAAUGAUAAGUGAAUGGUUUCUAUUUUUUCAAAUCAUACAAUUUUUAUUCAACUGAUCAAAUACAUGUUUAUGUUAUAAAA
This is a messenger RNA of Aricia agestis (brown argus), 2068 nucleotides long. RefSeq names its product DNA polymerase iota (gene PolI). Gene Ontology annotation, molecular function: damaged DNA binding; DNA-directed DNA polymerase activity. The coding region runs from base 139 to 1956 and encodes 605 amino acids. Gene Ontology annotation, biological process: translesion synthesis. NCBI's taxonomy places the organism in Eukaryota, Metazoa, Arthropoda, Insecta, Lepidoptera, Lycaenidae. The record is from RefSeq and is a predicted model, not a curated record. The transcript has 2 exons.